AUGAUCCGACGCGCCCUAACCGCCGCCUCAUCAGCGCGCACAUCACCCAGCACACUAUCAAGCGCCUCAUCCUGCAAGCUACAACUCACCCGUCCGUCAUGGCACCUUGUACGCACACCCAAGCAAACCAGAAUCCAAACGCCUCUGGAGAUCUCCAAGCCAAAAACCCGGCAAAAACUAACAACAAACCUCUACCAACAGAACCCCAGCACGCCCCGCCUCUUCACCACGACCCCGUCCACAGCCUUCAAAGCCUCACCACCAACAAAAGACCCCUCACCAUUCCGUCUCUCCGCAAACAAACCCGACUCCUCCCCACCGCCCUCAUUCGAAGAUGUCUAUUACAGCCCCUACCAGCCAAAGCGCCAAUGGCCACCGGAUAUGUCGAAGUUGUCACCGAAACACCAGUUCCGGCUUGAGCGCAAGUACCGUCGUCGUGCGGCGCUGAAGUAUGCGCGGCCGAAGUUUACGAAGGCUGUUACACUGGGACAGUGGGUUAUUAUUGGAUUUGUUAUUGUCUACUCUGUGCUGUUUAUGGAGUGGGAGACGGAGGAUACGGUGUUCCAUGUGAUUCGGGAGAAAUUCUUUGCUGGUGUUGGGGCUAUGUUCUCCAGCGCACCGCCUCCUGGUCCGAGAAGGGUUCAGAAGGACAAUGCGGCGUCUGAGGAGAGCUCGUAG
Penicillium mononematosum is the source of this 678-nucleotide messenger RNA. RefSeq lists its product as uncharacterized. The coding region runs from base 1 to 678 and encodes 225 amino acids. The record is from RefSeq and is a predicted model, not a curated record. The transcript is spliced from 3 exons. NCBI's taxonomy places the organism in Eukaryota, Fungi, Ascomycota, Eurotiomycetes, Eurotiales, Aspergillaceae.